AUGGUGAACCCUGAAGACGUGGCGGUCGCGCUCAAGAUGGAGGACUUCCUUUUCCGCCCAGUCGACCAGGUCGCCCACAUGCAGAACCUGCUCGACGUGGCGAUGUCGUGGUCGGGUAGCAUCGACGAACAGGAGGCAAUGGCGGGCUUGCCGGACGUGCUGAAGAUUCCUCAGGGAGCGCCUGCGAGUGUGAAGGCGCAGUUCGUCGUCCAGCGAGCCGGUGUGGGGCGGUACAACGUGCUGCGCCAUUUCAUCUUCAAGCACGGUAGCAACCUGAAGCGUGCAGACGCGCACCUGUACACCAUGGGCCAGUCGGCGACGUUCCCUGCGGCCAAGGAAAACAAUACGUGGGGCCAGCGGAAGAACUUCAACGCGAUGCUCGACCGCCUGCCUGGAUUCCACGUUCGCCAUUUCAGUGUGACCCGCAAGGAGCAUCCGAAAGAUCAGCAAGGGAAGGGGUGGGGCCCGACGCCAGAAGAGAUCCGCGACGGCUUCGCAUACAUCCGCGAGCACUACCAUGAGAUUGCCGGCUCGAGUGCGAUCGAAGCUCAGGAGUGGGUGCUGCUGCAGACUAAGGCGUUGCUGAACAUGGACAAGGCAUCUGCCUCGGCCGAUGUAGACACUUUCUUCCCGCUGACGUCGUACGACCUGCACCCUGUCAUCCAAGAUCUGCUGCUGCCAUUGAUCUAUGCCUUCGCCCCGCUCUCUGGCACCAUGGCCCCCCCCGGAGUGGGGAAGACCCCCCUGUGCCAGAUCGCAGCCAUGGCCUGGGGUCGAUACGUGACGCGGAGCAAGGGCAUCGACCUUAAAGCGACUCCUGUCUAUGAGGGUAUACUGCUCGACGAUCCGUCUCUGGACCGCAUCGAUGUCGAGGACCUGAAGGCCUUCGGCGCCAUCCACACACCGCCGCCCUCGGCUGGAUUCUUCGUCGACCCGCAGCUCUUCAUGGAGAUGCUCGAGAAGCCCUUCGGCUACCUGGGCCAAUCGCACAGGCUCGCCCUCGCCAAGCGGUUCGUGCUGGUGGUCGUCGGCCGGCACGCUCUGUAUGUGCGAGCGCCCAGCUCCGACGACGCUGCCCAAAUCUCUAAGUUCACCCAGGGCGACGUCGCGUCCGAUUUCUUGCUGCCUGGCAACAAGGGCGCCCUGCCCGGGUUCUACCAGGGCAUGGACCAUGAGGACUGCGUGCGCCCGGACUAUGCGCUGCACGUCGAAAACGAGUACAGUCUCGUAUGCGAGAUGCAGGAGGCGGUGCGGCAGAAGACCUCAGAGGAAAUCGCGUCGUGGUGGGCGAAUCGCACGGCCGACCUUCUAUCGUCAGCCAGCGCCGCGCCAGCUGCACCUUCGAUUCACCGCGUUCCCGCGACUGCCGGCGCGCCGGCGCCCGACUCCGGCGGCGUGCGCGUGCGGGCGGAUGCUGACGGCCAGUAUCGCUUCCGCCUGCCGGCCGCGGGGUCGCUGGCGCCGACAGGUAUGUCGCGCCGCGCGUUCCGAUGCCCCCUCCCCACGAAGCGCGAGCGCGUGGAGUUGGAUCCGGCCGACGCACUUGAUGGCUCGACACCGAAGAGGGAUCCCGGCAGCGCCGCUGCGGGGCACGCAUCGGACAGCGCCAGCGGCGCCAGGUCCGCGCCGAGCGCGGCCGCGAGACCGAAGAGAGAGCCCGGCAGUCCCGCCGCGGCGCCCGCCGCAGCCAGCGCCAGCGGCGCCGUGAUCGACGUUCUCUCAAGCGGGGGCGAGAGCGAGGCCGAGGGCGAGCCGCCCGCCCGCCUCCCGCGGGGGGCCCGCCUGUACGACAGACCACUCGGCUCCGCCCUGUCGAUGCAGGCAGAGGCUAUGAUCAGCCUCUUCGGUUUGUCGUUUCUCCGCUCGCGACCCCGGUCGGCCAGGGGCUCCCAGACCGGGCGCUGCGUCAUCGUUUACGAUGCCGCGCCCGAGCACCCAGGGCACGCCAUCGGCGGCAUUGUUGAGAAAGGCCGCGUGCAUUUCAUUGACGGCCUGCGAGAGCAGAUCAGCGUGGGCCAUUCCGCCUGGCACCUGCUGCCCGACGGCACGCCUUCGGAGAGUUGUGAGUGGUACCAGGUGGUCUGCUUCAUCGCGUGA
Prorocentrum cordatum is the source of this 2097-nucleotide messenger RNA. The record is from the annotation of a GenBank genome assembly. NCBI's taxonomy places the organism in Eukaryota, Dinophyceae, Prorocentrales, Prorocentraceae.